UUUGGGAGCUGUGCUUCCCAUGCUCCGCGCUGCCGCCUGCGCGGGUGCGGGCUCCGGCGCGGGCAGCGCUCCCAGGGCAGCGCCAGGCGAUGGAUGCGCAGAGCCGCGCAGGGCCGCGGUUCCCCCGCGCGUAGCAGGCGCCCGGCAGCGACGUUCGGCAGCGGGACUGCACCGGGACCAGCCGGCUUUGGGUUGUUUUUCCUACGCUGGAUGUUGUUAAUCUAAAGGAUUCUCAUCAUGAUCGAUAGCUCCAAGAAGCAGCAACAGGGCUUUUCCGAGAUUUUACCCGCUGGAGAUGUGAAGCCGCUGAAGGAGAAGGAAUGCCUUGAGGGGAACAGCCAGAAAAGUCUCAAGGAAGUACUUCAGCUGAGGCUGCAACAACGACGGACACGGGAACAGCUGGUGGACCAGGGCAUCAUGCCACCUUUGAAAAGUCCAGCUGCAUUCCAUGAGCAGAUAAAGAGCCUGGAGCGAGCCAGGACUGAAAAUUUUUUGAAGCACAAGAUUCGCAGCAGGCCGGACCGCUCUGAGCUGGUCAGAAUGCACAUCCUGGAAGAGACCUUUGCAGAGCCUUCACUACAAGCCACUCAGAUGAAACUGAAGAGAGCGCGGUUGGCAGAUGAUCUCAAUGAGAAAAUUGCUCAGAGGCCUGGCCCUAUGGAACUGGUGGAAAAAAAUAUUCUUCCUGUAGACUCCAGCGUUAAAGAAGCUAUUAUAGCAGUUGGACAAGAGAAUUAUCCUCAAGCUUUGGAUGAUUAUUCAUUUGAUGAAGACAGCAGUGAUGCUUUAUCACCAGAUCAGCCAGCCAGCCAAGAAUCCCAGGGUUCAGCAGCUUCCCCUGGUGAGCCAAAGCCAAGUGACUCACCAUCACCAAUAACACCAAAUGCUACUACGUCAACACAGUAUCCACCUUUAACUUCUCCAGUUCCUGAAUUUCUCAAAACUCCCUCUACAAUCGAGCAGCACGUUACACGUUCUACUGCUACAACCACCCUGACCACAAACACUGUCUCUGCAGCAAAGCCUGGGCCAACGUUAGUAAAGCAAAGCCACCCCAAAAACCCAAAUGACAAGCAUCGGAGCAAGAAAUGUAAAGAACCUAAGCCAAGGGUGAAAAAACUGAAGUAUCAUCAAUAUAUUCCACCUGAUCAGAAAGGUGAGAAAAAUGAGCCACAGAUGGACUCCAACUAUGCUCGUCUGCUACAACAGCAGCAACUGUUUUUGCAGCUGCAGAUCCUGAGCCAACAGCAACAACACUACAACUACCAGACAAUUCUACCUGCACCACUGAAGCCACUAAAUGACAAACAGAGCAGCAAUGGGAAUACGCCACUGAAUACUCUGAACAACAAUACACCAACCUCAGCUGCCAGCUCACCCAGACAGAACACUACUAUUCCCAGCCGGAAACCAGGACCUCUGCCUUCAAGCCUGGAUGACUUGAAGGUAGCAGAGCUUAAAAUGGAGUUGAAAUUGAGGGGAUUACCAGUGUCUGGAACAAAAACAGAUCUUAUUGAGCGUCUGAAACCCUAUCAAGAUCUUAAUAACAAUGGGGUUGCUACUAGUAGCUCUGUUACAGUAACCACUUCUACUGUGGCCACAGGUAACACUGGGGAAGUGACUGUGGCAUUUCCUGUUGCAACACUAAAUAAACCAGUAGCCAAUACGAUAUCCAGCUUCCCUCCAGAAAAAACAUCUACUGGACCUGGCUGCAAAGCAGUAAAUACUGAAAACAUCAGCUCUCCUUUGCCCAUAUCUCCCUCGCCUUCAGAACAAUCUAAUCUAAGCACAGAUGAUACUAGUAUGGCAGAUACUUUCACAGAAAUGAUGACCAUGAUGUCACCUUCCCAGUUCUUAAGUUCUUCGCCACUAAGAGCAAACGUAAGCGAUGAUAAUCAGAGUCGCGGCAGCAUCUCAGCCAUGGAGUUCGAUGUGUCGGAAAAGGACCGCAAGCUGCAAGAAAAAGAAAAGCAGAUUGAAGAGCUCAAAAGGAAACUGGAACAAGAACAAAAACUUGUGGAAGUGCUGAAAAUGCAACUUGAGGUUGAAAAACGGGGACAACAGCAACAGUCUCAGAUUUCUGGUAACUCAGCUGCUUUGGAACAGAAGCAAUUCAGCACUGCUGUCAAAGAUGAAAAUGCUCUUACUGACUGCUCUAGUACCAGCCAGGCUGUACCUGUAGUUAGCCAUUCUCUAGGACAAUCAGUAUAUACUAGUAACCAGAAUCCCGUUGCCAAAAAGGCGGUUGUGAUCAAGCAGGAGAUACCUAUGGCCAAAGCUGAACCUCAGAAUGCCAUUUCUCAGUUUUAUGUUCAUCCACAGAGGCAGCCACAAACAGCAGUUGUUGCCCAACCUCAAGCUUUACUAACUACCCAAGGAACUGCACAGCUGCUCCUCCCACUGUCUAUCCAGGGACCGAAUUCUGCCACUGCAGUGCAGCUGCCAGUGGGAAAUAUAAAGUUGCAGGCUCAAUCACAAGCUGGAAUACAGACCCCAUCACAAAUACCUGCUCCUAUUUCUUCCUCUGGCCUGGUCCAGACAGCACCUCAGAUGCAUACUCCACAAUCAAAACAAAAUACCAUCACGCAGCAUGCACUUGGUCAGACCCAACAAAUCAGAAAGGUUUUUCCACCAGCUACAUCAAAUACAGUAUUUUCCUAUCAGACUGCAGCAGUUACAACACCUUCACAAACUUUUAUUAAUAAAACAUCAAAUUCAAACAUUCACACUGGUGGUAAUCAGAUGGCCUCUGUGCAGAAUGGACCUGCUGCUCCUAACAAGCCUGGCUCUCCAUCUCAAGCCCAGACCUACAUUGUUCAACAGUCCCUGUUUAACAACACAGUAUCCAAGGCAAAAGACCCUCCUCGUUACGAAGAGGCCAUCAAACAGACGCGCAGUAUUCAGCCGUCGCACCGUGAGGUUUCCAGUGCACACAGUCAGCAGAUGGAUGAUCUCUUUGAUAUUCUCAUCAAGAGCGGAGAGAUUUCACUUCCAAUAAAGGAGGAACCAUCUCCCAUUUCUACAAUGAGACCAGUAACAGCCAACAUCACUACAAUGCCAGUGAAUACAGUGAUAUCCCGCCCACCACCACAAAUCCAAAUGGCCCCUCCCCCUGUGUCCUUAGAACCAACCACCAGCUUAUCUGUAAGUUUGGAAAACCAACUUGAAGCCCUCUUGGAUGGAACUUUGCCAUCAGGUAAUGAAAUUCCUCAACUGACAAGCAGUAAUGAGGACAGAGAGUCAUUUUCUUUAAUUGAAGACCUCCAGAAUGACCUGCUCAAUCACUCCAGCAUGUUAGAUCACUCUCACUCACCCAUGGAAACAUCCGACCCGCAGUUUGCCACUAAUAAUUCCUGUCUGUCUCUUGACCUUCCCGAUACAACUUUGGACAAUAUGGAAUGGCUGGACAUUACAAUGCCCAGCUCCUCCUCUGGACUCACUCCUCUCAGUUCUACUGCCCCCAGCGUGUUUUCCACUGACUUUCUAGAUCCACAAGAUCUACAGUUGCACUGGGAUUAAACUGCACCCAAUGAGAACACCUGCAAGUCUCCUUACAGCAGAGGUCCAUUAUUACACCAUUCUGAUUGCAGUUACGAGAAAUUGAGACGACAGUGUUUGGAAGAACAAAUGCUUGAAGCUAAUUCCUUAUUGGAUUUUCAAGUUUACAACAGUGAAUGGCUUUAUGCUUCUAUCAGUAAUGAUGCAGAUCAGGGCUCUCUGAAAGCUGUAUUUCACAAGUCAAGAAAGGAUGAUUGUACUCAGUGAUUAAAAGUACCCCUAGGUAAAUGCAUCACAAAUAUUUAAGAAAGAAGUUAGGUCUCUGAGUUUGGAACGCUUAAAUGAGCAACACAGCAUGGCUAAACUUAGAGAAGCAAAAGUGAGAUUUCAACUGCCUUUAUUGACACAGUGAUGAGCAAAUGUUUGGGGGAGGGUGAGGUAUCACUGCACUUCAUUGUUCCUGUGGAUAGCCUGAGCCAGGUUCAAAAUGAAUAGUGAGGGCAAAGGCAAGUAGAAGCACUGGCUGGUUCAGUGAAAUUUCAUAUAGCUAGUCUCUUAAUUUGUUCAAGUUGUUUUUAUAUUUUGAUUUUGUGGUUUUAAAAACUUCUCCCACUCUUUAAUCAUGAGGGAAGAAUUCAACUGCAUCCAAAGGGAUAUUAAGUGUAACUGCAAGAAAUCCACUGUAGCUAUGCCAGGUAACAUUGAGAACACUGAUUUUUUUCUAUAACAAUGCUCUGGAUUUAAUAGCUAGGUUUUAAUGUGUAUAUCAGACAGUUAUUUGUAUAACUCUUUUAACUUUGUAUAGCUUAUUUUUGUGAACAGAGGGGAACAGCAGUUUUCAAACAAGAGAUGAGUAAAAAUCCUAAUUUACUUAGUGUUUGAGGAUACUUGUUAGAUCAUUGAAUCCAGUAUCUCAGCAUAUUAGAACAGUUUGAGGAAGCAGGAAAGUUUAACACGGUUGUGCACUGUGAUCUUGCAAGCAUCUAUGCAAGAUAGUCCCAGUGCCCUCAAUAAAAGAUGUCUUUAGCAUUGGGCAAGUUGCAGGGCACAGUAAUGACAGGCCAACCAUCAUUUCUUAACAAAUACUUAAUCUGUUGAAUAGCUCUGUCUACCGCUACAUAACGUCAGGGAAGCUAAACAGAGAAGCUGCUCAGUGAGAAUCCUACAGUGUCAGGAUGUACUGGUUUGUGUUAAGAAGGCAUAUUUCAUACCUGAAACAGAUAAUAGCAAAAAUUAAGGUCUUACCUCACAGCACAGCACAUGAAAAUAUUACUAUUUUAUAAACCUUAGUUGUUUUUUCAGAGUAUAUUGUGAAAGCAGCUGGAAAAACAAAGCAAUGCGAACAGAAGAAAUAUCCUUGGACUCCUGUGGUUAUUGCUCAGGUAAUAGCUGUUAAAUGUUGCCAUAGAUGAUGCAGGCUGAUAAUCAAACACAAAAUUAGAGUCCCAUUAGGGAAUUCCUAAAUUAAGAUAAAAGGAAACUGUCUCCUAUUUCCUGAACAAUAGAAAUGUGAUUUGUUUUCUAGUCUGAAAACUGAUCUCAUUGCAGAAUUCCUUCCUCAACACCCACCUUCCAAGAGUUUGUAGGAACUAAUUACAAAAUGCUCUGAAACUUUUGCUUGCUACACAAAUGAUGUGUAUCAAAGAGUAUCAAAGAAACAGUGAAAAGAGAAAGUAGCUGUUAACUAUUUAGUAACCUACAUCAUAAAAAAAAGAAAACCAAAACACAAUCAUAUUAGUAUUAAAAAUAUACUUUUGUCAGAAAAUAUUGUGGAAUUAACUGCAAAUUUAUGUCUCCAGAUACACAAUGCUGUCUGGUUUACUUAUUCUGGAGAAUUCCAUUGGCUUCAGAUGAAGUAGUUAGAUCAUAGGUUCAGGGUUUGAAUUGGUAUCAUGUUUGCAUCAUAUCAGUUACCAGCACUUUAAACCAUUACGUAUCUUCCAUAUAAGUAAAGGAAAACAAUCUGUGGACAUUUUCAAAACAAAAGAUAAACCUGAAAGACAUCUCCUUAUUCCUCCUUGCUGUGCCUACAAUACUUGAGUACAAUAUUACACGUGGACUGUCUGCCUUAAACUUUGAUGGGAUAGGACUCUUCAACGACACUGAAAGAAUACAUUCACCUUUUUGCAUUCCUUUUCAUCAGAUUGUCUUGGGAGCUAAUACUCUGAGAUACUAAGUGCCCUCAGCUGUUAGGAGAAUAAGAAUGAAAGACUUUUGGUCUGACAGGAACAACUUUGAGUGAAAUUUAGUGUUCUGCAGUACUGUCAAUUUAUUACGUGUGAUAUGCCAGACAUCACACCACGUGUGUGCUUAGAGUUACCCCGUCUGACCCUGCCUUCUGAUUGAAUAAAAGGCAAGUAAAUUAAUUUUUAGAGGACAAAUUAACCUAGAGCAACUGUACUGUCAUUUUUGAUGUGCAUGUAAAUAGAGCUUAAAACUGGCAAAGUCAUCUUGCUACCAAACUAUCCUUAUUGGCAGUGUAGAAUGUUAACUGCUCCAUAGGAAUCUCUGUGCAGAAAUAAACCCAAACAGUUGGGAUGUGUUGUUAGCAGUACAGUGUAGCUUUCUACUCUCAAAGUCUAUUUAAAAAUUUAAAAGAAUAAGGGAUCAUUUUAGUUUUUGAAGUACAAAUAUUCUAGUGUAGAGAAUGUGUGAUUACUUUUUUGUACAUUUCAGAAUUGUGUAUUAGACUUUCUAUAUAAUGGUUUGCUUUAGACUUUGUUCUGAAAUGUGCUCUAUUUGCCAUAGUUCUAUAUGCCCGUUAUGGCAGAAAUAGGUUUUGCUUAGAUUUUUGUGUGUGCAUGUUUUACAUGACAAUUUUUAUAACACAGAUACAGUACAUCUUAGAAACUAAAUCACAACUGUGCAGUCUGACUGUACAGAAUGGAAUAUUUCUCAUGAAGAGAACGGUUGCAAAGGAAUGCACAGGCACUAAAUUUGCCAUCUAAUGGCUGCAGUAUACUAACAGAACACGGCCUAUCAAAGAUGUUGUUAGUAGACCCUUCAAAGCAAUUAAGAGUACCAUUUUAUCAGUGUGAGUAUGAAAAGUUGGUGUUUAUACUUCCAGACACAGAGACAAGUCAGACAUGUUUCACAAGGCCAGUGUUAAUCAAGAGAAGUCACGUCCUGCGUUUAAUACAGAAGUGGCAUUUGUUGCACACUUCUAGUGCCAUUCAGCGUUAGUUAAGGCAAGUUAAGUUCACAGACAAAGUUUUGUUUAACACUAUAAAUAGUUAAGAAAUGAUUGUCCUAAAUUUAUGGGAGUUGUUCUACAGAAAUUAGAGUCUAAUCCAGCACUGUGGCAUUGCAGAAUCAGACCUUUAAAAAGCUGAGGCCGCAGCUUUUAGAAAUAAUCACUCCUUAAUACUGACAUUUCUUUCCAAAGUAUUUCUAAUUUCACCAACAGGAGUUAUGUUUAAGGAAGCAGGUGAUCAAAAUAGAAUUUUCAACAUUAAGUGUUUAUGUGAGGUAAUCUCAGACAUUCAGAUGCCUGAAGAGUGUAAGCACCAUAAUGAGAAACCAAGCACAAGCUGCUCAACUGUUUUCAAGGCAGAGAAAAUGCAAUCACAGAAUACAUUUAACUGGAAGGGCAUUAUGUAAUCAAAACACACUAAAGCUCACGGAUGUAUGCUGUUAUUCUUUGUAUGGCAUCUUCAGUGUAUUAUAAACUUAAAGCAAAUUCUAUUAAAACUGGAAAAAAACCCCCCACAUUUCUUCCACUUGUCUCUAGUAAAUGUUCUGUUGAAACUCUUUAUAGUGUGGACUACUAAAUCGCUUUUUGAUGACUUCUAGACCAUCCUACAGAUGGGUUUUUAUGUGAGGUACGUGGAAUGGAGUCGAGUACAGUAUAUACAUGGCCAAUAAAGAGCAUCCACUAAAACCCAAAGUAAUCUCAAAUAUUCCUUUUAUACCAGUUUGCUAGGAAUCAAGUGCAAAGACCAGAUAGCUACAUCAUUCUGUAGUGUCUGAUACUGAUACAGAAAGACUUUUUAAGUGCAUAAAUGUAUUUGUAGAAAUCUAGCCAAAAGAGCCAUUCUAGCCAUGAGAGCAAAGUCUCCAUAAAGGGCAGGGAAUGGUUAGUAACUAUAGAAUCACAUUAUUUUUCUAAAAAAAUAAGAAAAUACACAGCUCAGCUAUUCAGAAGACAGCCUAAAAGAAAUGAUAAUAAUAUAAAGUGAAAUAGGAACCAAAGCAUUGCCAUUUCUAUUGCCAAAGGAGGCGCUUUGUAUUUUGAAGAACAGGAUAUUAAAUCCCCCAAAGUAUUGUCCAUACUUUUUUAAAACUGAGGAUGUAGAUAUUUUCAGAGCUGUUUUUGAUGUUUAACAGUACAGACUUGUUUUGUUGUUUGAGAAAUUUGUAUUAAGUAAUAGCACAGGCUUUUUUCCAGGUAAGGUUUUUCUUCACAGUACUGCUUGCAGUAGAAAUAACGCUAACCCUGGUAGGUGUUUCUCUUCUUGUUUUCAUACUCAUAAUUAUGUCUUAGCAUCUCAUUUUGUGAAAAGAAGGCGACAGACACCUGUCUCUAGGGCCCUCUUCCUUUAAGCACUACUUUACUGAAUGCAAAUUAUGGCAAUCAGGGCGUCAAGUUUAUGUAUUGCCUUUCUAUAAGAAACCAUGAUGCCUUUGUAUUUGCUGUUUGCACCCCUAAAAUCAAUUCCAUAUGUUUGAAUGCCAUAUGUUUUGCACAUUGUACUGUAUAUAUGUAAUGCAUACUGUAUUUUUAUAUGUGUACUACAUUUAUCAAAUAUUUUGUACAUAGUGGCAAUAUUGUAGCUACUGAGGAAAUGUUUGAUAUUUCAGCAUUUUUGCUAAGUGUCUCAAAUAAAAAAGGAAAACUG
Messenger RNA from Colius striatus (speckled mousebird), 8336 nucleotides. RefSeq names its product myocardin related transcription factor B (gene MRTFB). The coding region runs from base 238 to 3519 and encodes 1093 amino acids. Gene Ontology annotation, biological process: smooth muscle cell differentiation. Lineage: Eukaryota; Metazoa; Chordata; Aves; Coliiformes; Coliidae. The record is from RefSeq and is a predicted model, not a curated record. The transcript is spliced from 15 exons.